This is a messenger RNA of Trichomycterus rosablanca, 2151 nucleotides long. It is a transcript of the gene slco3a1a, whose product is annotated as solute carrier organic anion transporter family member 3A1a. The transcript is spliced from 10 exons. The record is from RefSeq and is a predicted model, not a curated record. The coding region runs from base 22 to 2091 and encodes 689 amino acids. Gene Ontology annotation, cellular component: plasma membrane. Gene Ontology annotation, biological process: transmembrane transport; sodium-independent organic anion transport; prostaglandin transport. Gene Ontology annotation, molecular function: protein binding. NCBI's taxonomy places the organism in Eukaryota, Metazoa, Chordata, Actinopteri, Siluriformes, Trichomycteridae.
AAGAGGCAGAGGAGCUCGGAAAUGAUCACCUCACAUAGCCAGAGAGAUAACAUGAAGAAAAAGACAUCAUGCUUCUCCAACAUCAAAAUAUUUCUGGUGUCGGAAUGUGCGUUGAUGCUGGCACAAGGAACAGUCGGAGCAUACUUGGUGAGUGUUCUGACUACGCUGGAGCGCCGUUUCAACCUGCAGAGCGCCGAUGUAGGUGUGAUUGCCAGCAGCUUUGAGAUUGGAAACCUGGCGUUUAUCCUGUUUGUCAGCUAUUUUGGUGCCAGGGCCCACCGGCCCCGUCUGAUUGCUUGCGGGGGCAUUGUCAUGGCGCUGGGUGCACUAUUGUCUGCCCUGCCAGAGUUUCUCACCAAGCAAUAUGUUUACAAAAGCGUUGAGGCCUGGAGAAAGGAGCCAGGAAGGGAAGUCUGCUCUAACGUCUCAAGGAGUAACGUGGACGAAGGUGCACUGUGCGGCAACCGAACCAACACUAACAUGAUGUACCUGCUUCUCAUUGGUGCCCAAGUGCUGCUGGGCAUUGGAGCUACACCUGUACAGCCUCUGGGAGUGUCCUACAUUGAUGAUCAUGUUAGGAAAAAAGACUCCUCGCUCUAUAUUGGUAUAUUAUUCUCCACACUGGUGUUUGGACCUGCCUGUGGCUUCAUUCUUGGUUCUGUGUGCACCAAGUUUUAUGUCGACACUGCCCUUGUUGACACAGGUGAGUUUAAAUCUAAGCUGGAAAUUACUCCAGAUGACCCACGAUGGAUUGGGGCGUGGUGGGGUGGCUUCCUUCUCUGUAGUGUUUUACUGUUCUUCUCUGCUAUUUUGAUGUUCGGUUUUCCAUCAUCUCUUUCGGAGCAUCAUGGUGAAAACGGCGGUGAGAGCGAGCAGGCCAUGCUACCCGCAUCUCAGAGUUUUGAGGAACCAAAGUCAAGUAAUGGAGUCCUGCACAGCCAUUUACAAGACAGCUCCUGCUGUGAUCAGCUUCGAGUGAUUCCCAAGGUGACCAAGCACCUACUGUUGAACCCUGUGUUUACCUGUAUAAUCCUGGCUGCAUGUAUGGAGAUUGCAGUGGUUGCUGGCUUUGCCGCUUUCUUGGGCAAGUACUUGGAGCAGCAGUUUAAUCUUACCACUACCUCAGCCAAUCAGCUUCUAGGUAUGACGGCCAUCCCAUGUGCAUGUCUGGGCAUUUUUAUGGGUGGUUUGUUGGUAAAGAAGCUGAAUCUGUGUGCUCUGGGUGCUGUCCGAAUGGCCAUGCUGGUCAACCUGAUCUCCACCACUUGCUACGUGUCCUUCUUGUUCCUUGGAUGCGACACAGGCCCUGUUGCCGGGGUGACCGUCCCUUAUGGCAAUGAGACCCUACGACCAGGCCAAAUCUCAGAUGCCCCCUGUAUCAAUAACUGUAACUGCUACACAUCUUCCAUUAGCCCUGUGUGUGGUUCUAAUGGCAUUACGUACCUAUCGUCCUGCUUUGCUGGCUGCACCAGAUCCAACAAGACUGGAGCUCAGAAUCUGACAGAAUGCACAUGCAUUUCUAGUGAUGGCAAAAUCCCAAUAGUGCCAGGCAAAUGCCCAAGUCCCGGAUGCCAGCAGGUUUUCCUCAUCUUUCUGUGUGUGAUCUGUUUCUGCAGCAUGAUUGGAGCCAUGGCUCAGACACCCUCUGUUAUAAUCCUUAUCAGAACUGUCACGCCAGAGUUAAAAUCAUAUGCACUUGGGGUUCUGUUCCUUUUACUUCGACUGAUAGGAUUCAUCCCACCACCUCUGAUCUUCGGUGUGACGAUCGACUCCACAUGCCUGUUCUGGAGCCACGAGUGUGGCACAAAGGGUGCAUGCUUGCUUUAUGACAAUGUGGCCUACCGCCACCUCUAUGUGAGUCUGGCCAUUGUGCUUAAAAUAACAGCCUUCCUGCUGUACGCCACCACAUGGCAGUGCCUGCGCUGCAACUACAAGAAGUACAUAAAGAACAGCGAGGCAUACCUGACAUCUGCUGAAAUCUUCUCCUCCGACAUGAACCUGGAUAGUCUGGGCAAGGACGUCAACAGGACAAAGUUUAUAUACAGCUUGGAGCAUCAUGAGUACUGUGAAAACAUGGAGUCUGUUUUAUAAUGGCUGGUAACUGCUUAAUGCAUAAAGGUGCAUCUUUUGUUCAUUUGUUGCUUGUUUUUG